This is a messenger RNA of Sitodiplosis mosellana (orange wheat blossom midge), 4431 nucleotides long. RefSeq names its product E3 ubiquitin-protein ligase Kcmf1 (gene Kcmf1). Bases 1847 to 3355 code for a protein of 502 amino acids. Gene Ontology annotation, biological process: synaptic signaling. Gene Ontology annotation, cellular component: plasma membrane. The record is from RefSeq and is a predicted model, not a curated record. NCBI's taxonomy places the organism in Eukaryota, Metazoa, Arthropoda, Insecta, Diptera, Cecidomyiidae. The transcript has 7 exons. Gene Ontology annotation, molecular function: zinc ion binding.
AGGUUGGAACUGAACAUUCGUUCAACAUAUAUUGCGUGCAUAUGUUGAUGUUGAAUUGCAUGUCUGUGUUGAAAGGCGACAAGAGAGUAGUAGCAAAAGUAGAAGAAAAAAAAUAUAUCAUAAGCAUUUGUGCACCUCGUAGCUUUGCGAACAAAAGAAGUACAAAAAAAGAGAGAAGGAAGAAAAAUAUUUUUACGCGCUACUUAAAUAUUUAAUACAAUAAAAAAAUCCAAGCAAUUUGCGUUUAGUUUAUUUUGUGUGCUUUUUUUUCUCCGUUUUGUGUUUUUAACAAUGGUCUAUUGCCUGCAGCAGACAAAUCACCAAAUUGGUUCCGAAUAAAUAGAAACAUCGAAUGGGCAAUAGUACACACACGUCGAAAGCGACGAAAAAAACACCUUCCAAUUGACAAGAGAGGCAACAAUAGGGAAAAAAUUCCAUUCGAUUUCGGUCAAAUCGAAGAAAAUAGUUCACGUGAGAGAUAUUCGUCGUCGGCUAGUAAUAAAAUAAUGGUGCAAAACAAAGUUACAUGACACAAACACACAAUUCAUCGAUUAAAAAUCAAGAUAGACGAAAACAAAAAAAAAAAAAACAAUUUCCAACUAGAAAAGUGACAGAAAAAAUUGCUGCAAUAAAUUUACUUGAAAUUUUGAAUAAAAAAAGAUGUGGAAGAAACGGCGAUUUGUGAAAAAGCAAUAGGAAAUAUAGGAAACGAGGAAUGCCAAAAAAAACAGAGACAUAAAUUUUAUUGAUGUGAAAAACCAGCAUAAGUGUACUGUCAUUUCACUGUGGCUCACUGGUGAGCAAAAGGGACAAAACGACCUAGCGAAUUGAAUUGAAACACGAAAGCAAAACGAAAAAAAGCAACAACACAACAAUAAAAACCAUAUUCAUUGUGACUGAUUUAUAUCAAAUACUAGCGUGGACGAUCAAUGAAUAAUUUCGAUUUUACUUAAGUAACGAAAAAAGAAUUGACCAUUUAUCGCCAUCAGACGAAUUCAUCGCAUGGUAUUGCACCUUAAUUACGAUAAAACAACAACACCAACAACCGAAUCGAAAUUGUUUGCAUUCUUGUUACUUUGGUUCCUUCGAUGUUAUUGAAUCAUUCUUGUGAAAUAGCCGCUACUUGUCAAUGCUUGCUCACAUGCAAUCAAAAAAAGUAUUGAAAGCAAACAACAACAACAAAAAAUCACACCAAACACAUUGAGCACCACCAAAUCGUAUGAAAAAAUAAUGAGAGAAAAUCGUUUGAAUAGAACACAUCAAGUAUAAAAAUAGUCAAACUGCUCAAAAGCCAUUGCAGCAACAACAACAACAACAACGUGAAAAAAAAAGAAACGAAUACGCAUAUGAACGUUGGCCAAGAGUGAGUGAAGAAACGAGAACGCGAAUCAACGUAGAAAAAUAAAGUCGAAUUGAAUCAGUGAGGUGUCUCUGUGUGUAUGUGCGCGAAUGUGUGCAAAUUUGUUGGAAUCGUUUGUUAUUUUUGUUGUUAAUUCAAUGAGAACCGAAAGCACAAACGCCACAUUUUGCCCAAUAGAUUGAUAUUUUUACCAGAAAAAGAAGAAGUUUGAAGCAAAAAAUAUUCAUUUUGUUGAUUGUUUGUAGAAAGGUGAAUGUUAAAAUCCAUUUGAGCUUGGUGAAUCAACGGCGAAUUUUUUAAACAAAAUAACAAAAACAACAACAACAACAUACUAAAGUUUGACACAAUCCCUGUCUCUUUCUUCGUUCGAAUCAUAAUUCAAAGUGCUCAAAACCAGCCCGUGGAGGAAAUACACUAUAUAAACACAAUACAAAGAAAGGCACAAAAAAAGAAGUGAAUUUUAAGUCAGCAUUGUUUCGAAUUAUAAUGAGUCGUCAUGAAGGUGUUAGCUGUGAUGCUUGUCUAAAGGGUAAUUUUCGGGGUCGACGCUACAAAUGUCUGAUUUGCUAUGAUUAUGAUUUGUGCGCCGCAUGCUAUGAAGAAGGUGCGACCAGCACAAGCCAUUCGGUUGAGCAUCCGAUGCAAUGUAUUUUAACGCGUGCCGAUUUCGAAAUCUAUUAUGGCGGUGAACCAUCGAAUAGCGAACAGCCGCAAAGCUUUACGUGUCCUUAUUGCAAGAAAAUGGGAUUUAGUGAUACAGGUUUAUACGAUCAUGUGAGCGCCGAGCAUACGGACACCGGUUUAGAGGUGGUGUGCCCAGUUUGUGCUGCAGUCCCCGGUGGUGAUCCGAAUCUAGUCACAGACGAUUUUAGUGGUCAUCUGACGCUUGAACAUCGGACUGGGCCACGAGAUUUAAUCUCAUUUCUGGAUGAGCCAUCUGCGAUUCGUCAUGGAGGUGUUCGUCGUAUGCCACAUUCAGGUCGUGCAUUGGGUGGUCCCCGGCCACGUCGUUCAAACAUGCAUUUAAGUUCGUCGAGCGGUUUGUCUGCCCUGUCACCAUCAGGCCGAGAGUCGGUUGAUCCAAUUGCCGAGCUGCUAUCACAGUUGAGCGGUGUUCGUCGUGGCAAUCCACCACCAUCCCAAUUACAGCAACUUCAAAUGCAAAUUCAAUUGGAACGACAACAAGUAUCGGCUGCGCGUCAACAACUGGAGAGAUUGCCACGUCGGCCACAGCCCGUGUCUUCGUCAUCCGCAUCAAAUGCGCUGAACAGUGGCUCAGCGGGCGCUUCAAACGGAAUUGGUUCGACAAAUCAUUCGUCGAGCAAUAAUAACAAUUCUGGUCGUGAUAUUACAAUAACAUCAAAUCCCCUAUUAUUAGCAGCUGCUGCCGCGGCCGCAUCAUCUUCAAAUUCAAACUUAGGAUCGGGUUCAAAUGCAAAUGGUAUGAUUGGAUUUGGAUCGAAUAUUAACACAAACAUUUUGGGUUCCGCUAUGCAGAGCAAUACAUCCAAUCAAUCGAAUCCAAGCAAUCGAUUCCUGUUGACUCGGUUCACACAACCAACCUUAGAUGAAUCCGAUUUGGCUCAGCUCGAACGUAGCCGUGCAGAAAGAUCACAGUUCGUUCAAUCAUUGUUGCUGUCGACGUUAUCGCUAUCCGAUGAGAAUGAUGAACAAAACAACACACUGGACGAUGUUGCUUUCCAUCCAGAGCAAAUAUGCGACGACCCGGCAAACACGGUGUCACUUGAUUCAGUUACAUCGAACGCACCAACCGCACGCGCUAGUGAGUAUGAAGAGGCGAAAAAGAAGCAAGAAUCAGCAUCACAUAGUGAUUUAGAUUCGCUUCCGCCACAUUUGUCAGCUCCACAAGCACAGCAACGUAGUAGCUCGAAGCCGAAAACUGGUUCCAGUAAAUCGAAUCAAUCGUCAGCAAAUCCACAAUCGACAAAACCGGCACGGGAAAAAGUCGUUUCAUUGCCUAGCGACACAAGGUAGUUUGCGCGUGUCCAAUCUCACACCAUCCUCCUCCCAAAUAAUAACAAAAUACAUAUAGCAAAAUGGAUUGAACCACAAAUAUACGUUUUAAUGAAAUUGUUUGCAACGCAAACUCACACACACACACAUACACAAACCGCUUACAAUUGAUGAUAACCUUAAAUGUGAAAACAACAACGGAAUACUAUGUGAGCGAAACAUGGAAAAUGAAUGUGGAUUAAAAGAGAUUUAGUUGCAUCGAAAUUUGAAAUUUAAAAAUUGAAUCGAAAAAUAACACAGUAUAAAUAUUAUCCUAUUCGCGUGAAACACCAGGCCGAGUUAAUUCCUGCUGUCAUGCAUAUAUGAAUUUCUAUUUUCUUCAAUAAAAAUUACGACAGAAAAACAAAACAAGAGAGAGAGAGAGAGAGACAGAGUAAAGAGAUUCAACUGUUCAGUCCGAACGAUAUUGAAAUCAGAGGAGAAAGUUGCAUGAAUUUGUUUUUUUCUUUUGAUUGUAAAAAAUUCAAUCAGUUGAAAGAUUGUACUUUUUUUUUGUUUUAAAUGUUAUUUCAUGAAGAUGGAAAUUUGUGAUGUGUGUGCCUAUGCAUUCGGGCUAAGACUAACGUAUACUUGACCUGCAUAAAAUGAUUCGUUUUUACUCGAUAUCGAAAGAUGUCUUUGAUCAGAAUUUGAUGAAAUCAGCAGAUCAAUCACAAAUGUUUCAUACACACACAAUUUAAUUUAAACUCUCACAUUUUAAUGCGUAUUUCUUUUUUUAGAACAUAAUUUUUCUUUCAAUUAUGAUAUAUGCAUACUCUUUUUAUUAUUAUAAAUUAAACAUAUUAACAAAAUAGCCACAAAUUUAGUUUGUUAUUGUAUUCCAAAGCCAAAAUCUUCAACGUAUGAAAGAAAUUGCAAAUUUAUUUAAAAACAUUGAAAGAAAGAAAAAAAACACAAAAACAACAUAAUGUAAAAUUUAGUUUAUUUUCUAAAAAAAAAAAAUCGUAGAAUUUCACGAGCAAACAAUGAUGUAUGAGCUGUAAAUUAUUCUUAAUAAUAAUCCGAAAUAAAAACCUCAAAAAAUGAAUCUAUGAAAA